UAACUCUGUUACGUUUUUAGUACUUCAUCGGGAGCUGCCAAAGUCUAUCUAUAGUGGUUCCUCUGAGAGUUAAGUGUACCGAUAUUAUUGAAAAUGGCAUCUUCGGACACAGGCGGUGUGCAGCCGAUGCAAAUCGCUGGCCGGAUAGUCCGGGAGCGGGAGCGUCUCAUUGGUAUGACCGAUGAGGAACGCGCCUGGCGGAAGCAGUGGCUUAACGAUCAGAAGUUGUCCCAUAACGAACCGCGUCAUGUCCCCGAACUCGAAAAACAACUGACCAACCCAAUUAGGCGCUUUUAUAGAGCCCCGCUAGACAAGUUAUGUGAUAUCCUUUCACCGGCUUUGGGAUUCCGCAGAGCGUACGCUAUUCGUUUCUGGACUGGGAAGGCUGCUUUGGCGCUGGGUUUUCUAUACGCGACGACAUAUUACUUCAAAUACAAUAGGAACGACUGGACGCGCAAAGGUGGUUGGCGGGUGAUCUCCUCGCGCACUGCUACCCGACCUGGUGAUCCAGACUUCCCGCGUCUUUCAGAUCGCACUAAGCCCUCUGAUUACGCCGACAGGGGAUUUAAGAAAGCCACAAUUUAGUAUUUGCCUGUAAACUUGUAGAUUGUCAUAAUAAAGAUAUUGCCGUCAAAUGGUUCUCCACGGUC
Messenger RNA from Hermetia illucens (black soldier fly), 650 nucleotides. RefSeq lists its product as uncharacterized. Bases 94 to 585 code for a protein of 163 amino acids. NCBI's taxonomy places the organism in Eukaryota, Metazoa, Arthropoda, Insecta, Diptera, Stratiomyidae. The record is from RefSeq and is a predicted model, not a curated record. Gene Ontology annotation, biological process: mitochondrial electron transport, NADH to ubiquinone. The transcript has 3 exons.